Messenger RNA from Phascolarctos cinereus (koala), 1198 nucleotides. RefSeq names its product CD70 molecule (gene CD70). Gene Ontology annotation, biological process: immune response; tumor necrosis factor-mediated signaling pathway. Lineage: Eukaryota; Metazoa; Chordata; Mammalia; Diprotodontia; Phascolarctidae. The record is from RefSeq and is a predicted model, not a curated record. Gene Ontology annotation, cellular component: extracellular exosome; plasma membrane. Gene Ontology annotation, molecular function: tumor necrosis factor receptor binding.
ACUCUCUCUCUCUCCUUCUCUCCCUUUUCUUUCCUCUGUGUGUUUGUUUGUCUGUGUGUGUGUGACUCCCUCUCCAUCUGCCUACGAGGCUUAUAUUUCUCUCCAGUCCAUUUAUCCCCCAGCUCUCCUGUCCCCAUAAGGAGAGCAGAACCAUGGCCUCUGCGGAUGGCAGGAAGAAGCUAAGGAUCUACUUUCGAUGUUCCCUGGUUGGCUUUGUCACUGGGUUGUUUGCUGGUUUCCUGGUGUCCUCUCUGGUUUGCUACUUUCUCUCCCGACCUGUCAGCAAGGUCCACCAUGAGCCAGAGAACAACACAUUCAGGGAAAAACAGGGAGGAAGUAAGGAAGCAAUUCACACAGCCCAUCUCCUGCUCAACCACACAGGUUCCCGUCAGGACAAUACCCUGCAGUGGCAAGGUGGUCCAUCCCUGGGCCGCUCCUUCAUCUAUGGCUUCACUUUGGCCCAGGGUUCCUUGCAGACCCAGCGCAGUGGCAUUUAUGGUGUCUAUGUCCAGAUGACUCUGGCCCAAUGCAUCCAGGCCAGAGGCCAGGGCACUGAGCUCACAGAGGUCAAGACCUUGACCAUUGGCAUCCUUUCUGCCCAGGGCCGCCAUUCCAGCCUCCUCCGAAGACACUUCCAGGGCAGGUGCUCACUGAGCGCCAGCCUCCAGAUGAACCUUAGCUACCAGGACACUGUGUAUGUCAACCUCACAUAUCCCCUAAUGCCUUCACCCAAUGGUGAUGAGACUUUCUUUGGAGCCUCUUGGUUAUGUCCACCUCCUCCUGCAGAAGACUGAUGGUACUGGACUUUCAGGGCACUGUAACCCAGGCUAGGUGAAUUCCCUAAAAACUGAUGCUGAGUAAGAGUCUCAGUCUAAAUUCCUAGCCUUUUUUCCGCUUAUUCCCUGAGUGCAUACUAAGCCAAAGCCAACUUGAGCUUUAUGCUCUUUCCCAAACUUGGUAAUAGAUCACCAGCCUCUGUGUAUUUAUGCAAGCUCUUCCCCCUGCCUGGAAUAGACUUUCUUCUUAGCUCCAACUUUCAGAAUUCUUCUUUUUCUUCAAGGUUCAGCUCAAAGCAUCAUCUCCUUUGCAAAGCCUUCCCUGAUUUUCUCAGGAAGUAGUGUCCAUCCUUGAAUCUUUAGAUCUCUAGUACUUGAAUUUUGUGCAUAGUAGGAAUUUAAUAAAUAUUGAAAUGAAUAGA